Messenger RNA from Onthophagus taurus, 2190 nucleotides. RefSeq names its product collagen alpha-2(I) chain-like. Lineage: Eukaryota; Metazoa; Arthropoda; Insecta; Coleoptera; Scarabaeidae. The record is from RefSeq and is a predicted model, not a curated record.
CACACUUAUUCAAAAGAGUAAUAACAUUCUUACAAAAGGUUGAAAUGAGAAAUAAUUCGUUCUACAUCGUUGCUACAGAUAAAAAAAUAAAUCUUUUGUUAUGAAAAUUAUUAGAAUCAAAUAAAAACAAAUUUGAUGACUUUAACAUUAGUUUCUUAGCUAAACAAUGAGUUUAUCUUUAUUUAAGAAAAUCCUAAAAGCAUAAUUACACCUUCGCAAAUUGCUAUUAGUUUGUAUUCGUAAAUUCUUUGACAAGUUGAAAGUAGAUGAUCGUUUUGUUAUAAUCUUGAGAAUAGAAGAUCCACAUUAUUCAGUCUCACUAAAUGUUAAUCAGUUGCAGAUUUUUGCUAACGUGGGUCGAGACAGAGGCAUCCGUUCUUUGCCAACGAAGGACUCGGCAAGGUGUGUGUUCGCGUCUCGUUAAAUGCCUCUAUUCAUACGUAAUAGGUUCAAACUCAAGUUACAAAAACAAUCAUCACCGUGCCAAUUAGUCGCAAAGAUAAAUAACGAAUCAAUAUAUCGAACUUGAGUGUUGAAUAAUUAAUUCGAUUUGAAUAAAUGUGGGAUUAAUCAGUUUUAUUAUAGGGUGAUUUUAUUAAGUCGUACAUCAUCGCAAUUUAAUCGACCCUAUUAAAGAAUCGGUCGUUUGUAAAGUCAAUCGUUUCGUAAUCUUUGCGUUUUCUUCGAUCGUACAUAAGAGUAUCGUGAUCUUGCUUGUCCUCAGUUCUAAUUUAUUAGCUUCUGCAGAUUGCUGGUAUUCACGAGUCUUCUUUUAACUGGCUUUGACCAAUGGAUUGAUUGAUUUUAAUCAUUUGUCACAUAUCUCUUAAAAUAAAUAAAAAUAAUUCAUUUUUUGUUUUAAACGUAGAUAAAUUAAAUCGGUAAAUGUUUACUUUUGUAUACUAUCUUCUAAAAACCGAGUAAAUUUAAUGCAAAUACGAUCUUGAAAAGCGCCAAUAAACGCAACCUUGCCUGUGAUAAAUUCUUUGGUAUGUUUGUUUUUAAGGUGUGAUGAAAAAUAAUUCGUUUACGAAACUAAAACUAAAUGACGUUUUUUUUGGUUAAUCUGAAAUGAAUUAGUCCAAAUUCUGAAUAUUUUAACGUUUUGUAACUAAUCGAACGUUAUAAAAUUGUAUUAAUUAACAUUUUAGCCUAAUUAACUUAUUGAGCUACUUUUGGAAUUUACGUUAAUUUGUUAUUUUAAUGUUUAUAAUAAUUUUUAAUUAGAAAAAAGAUUUGAAAACUUGCAAAUUUAGGAGAAAACGCGGAUGCCAAUUAAAUUUGAAUCCCCCCAAAAAUUCUAAUUUCGAAAAUCUCGAUCGAAUUGUCGUUCUCGUCGUCCUUUGACGUCGUCGAACAUCCUGCACAGAUACCUUUAUAAGGAUCAACCUGGCCGCGUGGUCGUUCAGUCUUUUCAGAACUUUGAUUGAGCGAACGAAGACAACAAUGAGAAAGAGCGUCUUGCUUAUUUUAUUUUCAAUCUUUUGGGUGUCCAAAGCGGACGUCUCAGAAAUUGUCGGUCGGUAUUCCUCCGACAAUUCCGGUCAAUACUACCCAGAUGAUAGCGGUCGUUACAUACCCGAUGACAGCGGAAGAUACAUCCAUGUUCCGAACCCAUACAUCCAUGACGAUCAACCCUACGUACAUACGCCGGAUGUUUUUGGACCCAACGGUCCCGGUGGACCUGGAGGACCUGGUGGGCCAAGAGGACCUGGAGGACCCGGAGGCCCAGGUGGUCCAGGAGGUCCAGGAGGCCCAGGUGGACCACGUGGUCCUUUCGGACCUAGCCCCAUUGGUUCAGAAACAACGGUUGAUAUAACCCGCACAUAUCUUCCGGUGGAUCCACGUCCUAUUCCGGUAGCUUCUUCGAAUGUUCCUACUGGAAUCGCUCCUCCAUUUAAUAGAAUACCAGGUGGUGGAAAACAAGUGGAUGUGAAAACUUUGCCUAAUUAUAAAGGAAGUGGACCGUUUAAAUGGUCGUUGAAAUCGGGCGACCAUCAAGUGGAAAAUCCAAAUUUUAAUUAUCAAAUUGAUUUGCCGCAUUAAAAAUUUUAAUCUACAAAGAUAAACUUGAAUCUAUCAGAUUUUAAAUGUACAUAUGUAUGUAUUAAGUUACGUUUGUAUCAUUUCUAUGUAAUGCUCCAAAAAAAUGUAAUAAUAAAACAAAAAAUAUAAUUUAUUAAUAACUAA